AUGGUGGUCGCCGUGGCGAAUGCCGCCGCCGCCGCCGCCCCCACCGCCGUCACGGCCGCCGACGCCGAUUCCCCUGCAUCCGUCCUGGAGGACGAGAAAAUGCCCGAGGCCAAGGACGAGAGAAACGCCGGCGAUUUGAAGCGCGAGGCCACCGCAGAUCAGUUACUGAACUCCGUCAGAGAGGACGGCGACGCGGGCCUCCUCGUGACGGAGGUGAUGGCCAAGGAGGAAGAGGAGCUGUACCAGGCCCGGCUCAAGGCAGAGGAAGAGGAGGAGGCCAGGAGGAGAGAAGCUCGGAAGGCUUUUGAUCCGAACGAGCGGUUCAGCAAGUUGGACGAGCUGCUGACAAAGACACAGCUGUUUUCUGAAUUCCUGCUUGAGAGGAUGGAGCAGAUCACAGAUAAAGCUGUUGAAGUUAAAGAUGAAGAGGAACCUGUCGAAGAGCAGAAGAAAGGGCGCGGCAGAAAGAGGAAAGCAAAGGCUAAGCAAAAGUACAACGAUAAGAAGGCUAAGACAGCAGUCGCAGCCAUGCUUACAAGAUCGCGUGAAGACCGUACUGCUGAUGAUAGUACUCUCACUGAAGAAGAAAGGUGGGAGAAAGAGCAAGCCAAUCUUGUUCCAUUAUUGACUGGAGGAAAGUUGAAAUCUUACCAGAUAAAGGGUAUUAAGUGGUUAAUAUCGCUGUGGCAAAACGGCCUAAAUGGAAUACUAGCUGAUCAAAUGGGCCUCGGGAAAACAAUCCAGACAAUUGGAUUUCUUGCCCAUCUCAAAGGAAAUGGUAUGGACGGUCCGUACAUGGUUAUUGCUCCCCUUUCUACUCUGUCAAACUGGUUAAAUGAGUUAUCAAGAUUUGCUCCAUCUCUGAUUGGUCUGAUUUAUCAUGGAGAUAAAGUGGCUCGGGCAGAGCUAAGGAGGAAAUUCAUGCCCAAAAAAGUUGGCCCUAAUUUUCCGAUAAUAAUCACUUCAUUUGAGAUGGCCAUGUUUGAUGCAAAACUUCUUGCUAAUUACCAGUGGAAGUAUGUUGUUGUCGAUGAGGGGCAUCGGUUGAAAAAUACUAAUUGUAAAUUAUUGAGGGAGCUAAGGCGCAUUCCGAUGGAGAAUAAGCUCCUUCUGACUGGGACACCUCUUCAGAAUAACCUAGCAGAGCUGUGGUCACUACUGAACUUCAUUUUGCCUGAUAUAUUUUCAUCCCAUCAGGAAUUUGAGUCAUGGUUUGAUUUUUCUGGGAAGGGAGAUGGGGAACAACAGGAAGAAACUGAUGAGAACAAAAGAGUCCUUGUUGUCUCAAAGCUUCAUGCCAUUUUGCGUCCAUUCCUUCUAAGGCGGAUGAAGGAGGAUGUAGAACACAUGCUUCCACGAAAGAAAGAGAUAAUCAUUUAUGCUAAUAUGACUGAACAUCAGAAACAAAUACAGAAUCACUUGGUUGAGAGGACAUUCGACAACUACUUGCAUGAGAACACAGAUAUUGUUUUGCGGAGACCUGGCAUCAAGACGAAGCUAAAUAAUCUACUCAUUCAGCUCAGGAAAAAUUGUGGCCACCCUGAUCUUUUGGAUGCUGCAUUCGACACAAGCUACUUCUAUCCACCUGUUGAAAAGCUUCUCGAACAAUGUGGCAAAUUUCAGCUGUUGGAUAGGUUACUGGAUGCUCUACUCAAACGAAAUCACAAGGUCCUUAUAUUUUCGCAGUGGACAAAAGUUUUGGACAUCCUUGACUAUUAUUUGGAUACAAAAGGCCUGAAGGUUUGCCGAAUUGAUGGUAAUGUUAAGCUGGAAGAUAGGAGGAAGCAGAUAGCGGAGUUUAAUGACUUGAACAGUGGUCUGAACAUCUUCAUUCUAAGCACGCGUGCUGGUGGGCUUGGUAUCAACCUUACUUCUGCUGAUACUUGCAUCCUGUAUGACAGUGACUGGAACCCUCAGAUGGAUUUACAGGCUAUGGAUCGAUGCCACCGCAUUGGUCAAACAAAACCGGUUCAUGUUUAUCGUCUGGCAACAUCGAAUUCUGUUGAGGGUCGGAUUAUCAAGAGAGCUUUUGGAAAGCUGAAGCUAGAGCACGUGGUGAUUGGGAAGGGACAGUUUCAACAAGAUGCCGCCAAGCCUAACGCCUUAGAUGAGGCGGAGCUGCUGGCGCUGCUGAGAGAUGAGCAGGGCGAGGAAGACAGGUUGAUCCAGACGGAUAUCAGUGACGAGGACCUUCUGAAGGUGAUGGACCGGAGCGACCUGACCGGCCCUGCUGCGGCUGCCAGUGCCGCCCCUCUUGUCCCUCUGAAAGGGCCUGGCUGGGAGGUGGUGCUGGCCUCGAAGAGCGGUGGCGGCAUGCUCUCGGCGCUCACCAGCUGA
This is a messenger RNA of Triticum turgidum subsp. durum (durum wheat), 2337 nucleotides long. NCBI's taxonomy places the organism in Eukaryota, Viridiplantae, Streptophyta, Magnoliopsida, Poales, Poaceae. The record is from the annotation of a GenBank genome assembly.